AUGGUCGCUAUCAACACCCUCAUCACCCUUGCUCUCACCCAGCUCGCCAUCACCGUAUCUGCCGGUGACUGCAAGACCCAUCAGCUCUACUGCGGCUCCACUCUGAAGUGGCGCGGCUGGACCAACUCUGAAAUCCAGGGCAAGGUCCUGCAAGACAUGUGGAACAAUGGCCAGUACCCUGCUGUCGACCAGAUCGACAAGUCCCUCUUCAAGUGUGCGGGACAGGGCAAAACGCUCGUUUGGGCCAACGGACGCACCCCCUGCGGCAACUGUGUUGAUGGCGGAGCCGGCAAGCCCGACUACUGUGCUUAG
Bipolaris zeicola 26-R-13 is the source of this 312-nucleotide messenger RNA. RefSeq lists its product as uncharacterized. The transcript has 2 exons. The record is from RefSeq and is a predicted model, not a curated record. Bases 1 to 312 code for a protein of 103 amino acids. NCBI's taxonomy places the organism in Eukaryota, Fungi, Ascomycota, Dothideomycetes, Pleosporales, Pleosporaceae.